AUGGGUGAUGCAGGUACUCAAGGAUCAGAGACAGGAGCUAUUUCGCUGGACUUCCCGCAUGCAGCAGAAAGAGAUCUAAAUAAUAUCACCUUCUUCAACGGGGUCUUUGAAAAUGUGGAAAGUGUUGCUGUGUUUUUUGAUUGUUUGGGCUCUCACUUCACUUGGCUCCAGUCCAUAUUCACUAGCUUUCCUGCAUUGCUCAACUUUGUGAGCAGAAUGAAAUGCGUGACUGGUGUUUGCCCGAGAGACUUUGAAGACUAUGGCUGUGCCUGCCGAUUUGAGAUGGAGGGCUUCCCCGUGGAUGAAGUAGAUGGCUGCUGUUUCCAACAUCGGAAAUGUUACGAAGAGGCAACUGAAGAAGAAUGCACAUGGGAUCCUGCCAAAAUCGUCAUGAACGUCAGCUGUCUAACCAAAAACAUCACUUGUGGGUCUGAAGAUUCUUGUGAACAUUUUCUUUGCAACUGUGACAAAGAAGCUAUUGAAUGUUUCUUGCAUUCUCCCAUGAACAUUUCCUUGAACAAUUUGGAUGCUUCCCUCUGCCCCUCUCUGGUGACAGCGUGUGAUCGUUUCUCCUUUCUGCAACUGAGGGACAAUGGAAAACUCAAACAGGAGUUGCCACAGUUGGGUGAGAUGCUCUACUGCUUGACCAAUCGAUGUCCUGAGGAGUUUGAAUUAUAUGGCUGCUAUUGUGGCCAGGAGGGAAGAGGACAUCCAACCGAUGAACUGGACAGAUGCUGUUUCUCCCAUUAUUGUUGCCUGGAACAAGUUAAAAGACUGGGAUGUCAGCCGGAAAAAAAAUCAAGAUCUGAAGUCGUAUGCUUUGAUCACACACCAACAUGUGUUGGAUGGACCAUGUGUGAAAAACUCCUGUGUUCCUGCGAUAAGGCUGCAGCUGAAUGCAUGGCUGCAGCUCCUUUCAAUGAAAGCUGGAGGUUGCCCAGCAGGCAGGCUUGCCGAGAGGACAAACUGGCUUGCCGCUGGGCAGGGCGCGAGAGGCCUCCAAGUAGCCCUUCAACAGCUGAUCUGAUUGACUGCUCCUAA
Messenger RNA from Candoia aspera, 1041 nucleotides. RefSeq names its product otoconin 90 (gene OC90). Lineage: Eukaryota; Metazoa; Chordata; Lepidosauria; Squamata; Candoiidae. The record is from RefSeq and is a predicted model, not a curated record. The transcript is spliced from 9 exons. The coding region runs from base 1 to 1041 and encodes 346 amino acids. Gene Ontology annotation, biological process: phospholipid metabolic process; arachidonate secretion; lipid catabolic process. Gene Ontology annotation, molecular function: phospholipid binding; calcium ion binding.